Messenger RNA from Saccharomyces eubayanus, 2835 nucleotides. It is a transcript of the gene FHL1, whose product is annotated as Fhl1p. Lineage: Eukaryota; Fungi; Ascomycota; Saccharomycetes; Saccharomycetales; Saccharomycetaceae. Gene Ontology annotation, cellular component: nucleus. The coding region runs from base 1 to 2835 and encodes 944 amino acids. Gene Ontology annotation, biological process: regulation of ribosomal protein gene transcription by RNA polymerase II. The record is from RefSeq and is a predicted model, not a curated record. The transcript has a single exon. Gene Ontology annotation, molecular function: DNA-binding transcription factor activity; sequence-specific DNA binding; protein binding.
AUGGAUCGAGAAAUGACAAUAGUAGAGAGUGGCAAUCAUCUCGGUGCCUCUUCACCAGCUACUGAUACGCAGAUCACGAUGAACUCACCCCUAAUAAAUGAACACGAAAUAAAAGGUACCACGGAAAGCAUAACGGAAUCUUCGGGAAAUGAAGUACCGAUGGAAGCCAAACAGGCGAACAGUCCCCAUAUAGAAGCGGGAGAAGGGCUAUCCAAAAGCCCUGAUAUUAGUAUAGAAAAAGAGAUAGGCAACCCUAUAACAGAUGAAAACGGAAAUCUAAAAUUGGAACUUCCAGAUAAUCUCGAUAAUGCAGACUUUUCCAAAUUACUAGAAUUCGAUGCGAAAAAUGAUGAAGCUUUGUUUAACUCGAAUGAUCUAUUAUCCCAAACAAUGAACACUGUAAAUGAAAUCAAUAUCGACGGUAUUCCUGACGAUCACAAUGAGGAAGUUACACCAAAAGAUAGUACCAGUAUAGAGGCAGUGACUUCUCAUGGUGAUGAAAAGGAGAAAACCCAGGAUACUUCCGGAGCAAUGAAAGUUGAAGAAAUGGAAGGUUUUGAAGAAUCCAGCAUAAAAACAGAUCAACCAACAGCUGACGCCAUUUAUGCCGAGAAGAAUGAAUCUUCAGCAGAAGAAAAUGAUGGUACACCGCCAACGAUAAUUAUUGAAAAGGACAAUCCACUCCAUACAAGAAACAAUUCGAUAACACCGAUAAUGUUUCAGCAGCACGAACUAUUAGCACAAGCGUCCCAACACAGCGUUACUGAAAACAACAGCACUGACGCGGAAACUUUUGAACGAAAACCAAGCGAGCCGUCUAACGAGAAUUUACCUCUGCCCAAUGAACAACCGACUAUUUUUGCGUACGCGAGACUAGAUUUUCAAAGUUUUACAUUCUAUGUGCAAACAUUACAUGCAAUAAUUGGUAGGAGGUCUGAGAAUGACUUUUCCCACAAAGUUGACGUUAAUCUUGGCCCUUCAAAAUCGAUUUCGAGGAGACACGCCCAAAUAUUUUAUAAUUUUGGAACAGGAAGGUUUGAAUUAUCUAUAAUCGGGAAAAAUGGGGCCUUUGUAGAUGAUAUUUUUGUUGAAAAGGGCAAUACCGUUCCUCUUCGUAAUAGGACAAAAAUCCAGAUUGGGCAAAUCCCAUUUCAAUUCAUUUUACCAGAGCAAGAACGCAACGAGGAUAGUAAGAGUCCAGAAAACCCUGAUAUAACAGAAUCUGAAAUAAAACUAAAAGACCCAAAGAAAAACGAGCUUAAAUCAAAAAAAAAGGUAUCCACUGGGACAAAGCCCAAGAAACCACAAGCAAAGCCGGCGGUUAAGAAGGACAAAAAGCCACCGAAAUUACCAAAGAAAGUUUACACAUUGGAGGAAAUCCCACUGGAAUAUAGGACGAAGCCUACCAUAUCUUAUUCUGCUAUGCUGACCACUUGCAUACGAAAGUACUCGACCGCCAAAGGGAUGUCUUUAUCAGAAAUAUAUGCAGGGAUAAGAGAGCUUUUUCCCUAUUACAAGUAUUGUGCUGAUGGCUGGCAAAGUUCGGUAAGACAUAACUUAUCACUGAACAAAUCUUUUAGAAAAGUUUCUAAAGAAGGUAAAGGGUGGCUAUGGGGUCUCGAUGAAGAAUAUAUAACUGAGAGAGAACGCCAGAAGAAAAAGCAAAGUGAGAUGGCUAUAGCGAAAGCGCAUGCUGCGCAAUUGAAGCUCGAGCAACAACAACACAGACAGCAGCAAGUACCAUCUCAAAAGGGCAAAAAAGAUAUCGUUUCUCAAAAGUCACCUGUACCAGCCAGAAAACAAAACAUUUCUCAAACUCUUGCAGCAAACAGGGCUGCCUCUAACAAGAAAAAUACAGCGAGCGAUAACCAAAGGACAAUGAAGUAUCUGCAAGAACAGCUAGUUAUCUUGACACGAGAUCGAAAGGGAUUAUCUAAACAAGUGAUCGCUGCAAUUUUAACGCAAGCCCUUGCAAUGACUAUAAAUCAAGUAACACAAGCAGCAAAGAACAAGGGGAUUACAGGUAAUCCACUUACCGCUUUGAUGGACAAGAAUCCUCAGCAUUUGAAUCUAAUCUUAGCAGCUGCUGUUAAUGCUGCAACUGCAAAAGUCACAAAAGGCGAAGUAAAACAAUUGGUAAAUCCUGAAACUACCGCCGCUCUAGCAGCCAAGGCUCAAAAUUCCAAACCAAUAACUCAGCCAAUAGUACAAACGCCGAAUGUGCCAGAAAGACCUGCAUCACAGCCAUCUGCAUCUGCUUCAUCACAUUCCAUCAACUACAUGCAUGAUAAACCACCAGGUCCUUUUGACCCAUCUUCAUUAUCUCGUUUUUUUCAACCUAGACAAAACGCUAGAGUUGCAUCCCCUGCGACAGCUCCAGUUCCAGUAACAAUUGCGCAGAGUAUAGAUUUACCGCCUAAGCCUACACCGACACAGAAUAGUGGUGGUGAGAGCGAAAGCGGUUCCAGCAGCAGCAYAGCAUCCAGCAGUGAAAGCGAAAGCGACAGCGACAGCUGCAGUGACGAUGGUAGUGGCAGUGGAAGCGAUGGUAGUGGCGAUGGUAGUAGCACAAGCAGUGAAAGCGAAAGUGAUAGUGAUAGUGGAAGCGAAAUAGAUGAGAAAGAAGAUAAAGGCCAAAGCGAAAAUGCUAGACACAAUGAUACCGAGGAUGAUGUUGUGCAUAAUAACGAUGGGAGUAGCAAUGGUCAUGACACUUUAGAGACUGAUGAAGAGGGCCAUGAUUCUAAAAGACGAAAGAUUGACGAAGAGAUCGACUCAGUGAAUAUAGUUUCCGAGGAGAAUGGAGGCGCGGAUAGUAACAUUAACAUAUCGUAA